GGGGCUAUCAUUCUGCUAAGUCAUUCCAUUAUUCUCACAUGGUAUCAACAACAUUAGGUUUUUAGAACCUUAAUAUUUCGGAGGGGGGGGGGGGGGAUGGCCAUGAGUAGCACAGCCUCAUUUUCUGCGUCAACCACGGCCGCGCCAUCCUCUUCAGCAGCGCCGGCCAUCGUGAUGCUAUCUUCCUCCUCAACUCCCGUGUUCACCAUGGCAACCUCUUCGGUCAUGACGCACAGCACCAGCGGUGUUGGAGGGGUCCAAGCUUCGUUGUUUCCCUCUUCGAUGCUCACCGGUUCUUCUACAAUCGGCUUUGGUACUUGGGAAACACCAGUUUUUACUUGGACUCUUUAUGCACCCACGUUGCAGCCGAUCUCAUCUACUGCUUCUUCGCUUCCGCUAAUUCAGCUUGUUCCUCCGUCAGACACUCUUGCAUCCGCCACAUCUAUCCCUCAAAUUGUCGUCCCAACUCUGUCUGGGUCACCCGGACUGACCUUUCCUCGCUCUUGUUGGGAAUAACAGGAUCGUGCUAAUAUGAGAGAAAAAUACUACUAUUACUUUCAAGAAUAGAAGGAAGAGACAUACAAGCUCUACCUAAAAACUCUCAAAAACACCUCACAUAUCUCUCAAGGAUAUUCACAACUCAAACUUGGUUGUGUUAUAAUGAUCUAUG
Molecule: messenger RNA, 670 nt
Organism: Cuscuta europaea
Lineage: Eukaryota; Viridiplantae; Streptophyta; Magnoliopsida; Solanales; Convolvulaceae
Source: the annotation of a GenBank genome assembly